CUCUCAAUAAUGUUCGGAGGAAGAGUUCGUUCUCGAUUCUGUUUAUUGCCCGCUAAUAUCUAUCAAAUCAUUGUAUGAUGGCAGCCAACUUCCUUCCACGGCAGACGUUCCCCAGCUAUGCGUCCAUCCCAAGGUCGUAUUUCUUAGGCCAUCACAGGGCUGGCCUGAAAAGGAUGCAGAAUAUGCUGUCGUCCAUUGACUAUGUUGUUGAAUGUCGCGACUACAGAGUGCCAGUUACAUCUAUCAAUCCCAUGUUUGAGGAGGCCUUGGGAAAGACGAGACGGUUAAUUGUCUAUACCAAAAGGGAUCUAGGUGCAGAAUCAGGGUCACCAGCGCAAAAAUUGGCAGAGAAAACAAUUCAAAGAUUUGACCAAAAUAGCGCCGUGUUCUUUGUUAGCUCUGCGUCCCGCCCGGAUGUGAGUUCAAUAUUAAAACAUUUACGAAACGACGCCGAAGGGCCCGACAAGCUCGUUGGAUGUCGAGUUAUGGUUGUCGGCAUGCCAAACGUUGGCAAGUCGACACUAAUCAAUAACCUACGGAACCAGGGUGUGCGCAAGGCCAAGGCUGUACAGACAGGCGGCCAACCGGGUAUUACAAGGAAAAUUGGGACCCCCGUCAAGAUUAUCGAGAGAGAGAAUGGCUCUCACGUCUACGUGCUAGACACGCCCGGUGUCUUCAUGCCUUAUGUCCCCGAUGCAGAGAAAAUGCUAAAACUGGCGCUCUGUGGUUGCGUCAAGGACUCUGUUAUCUCACCCGUCACUUUAGCAGACUACCUGUUAUAUCAUAUAAAUUUGCAUAAUACCCAAGUAUACGAGCGUUGGUCUACCCCAACAAAUGAAAUUAUGCCUCUCCUGAACGACUUCGCCCGCCAUACCGGUCUUCUUGCUAAAGGUGGUGUCCCGAAUACCGAACUUGCGGCCCUACAUUUCAUCCAAAAAUGGCGCGCUGGUGGCUUAGGAAAGUUCUUCCUCGAUGAUCUGCAAGCCGAGGAGCGUCAUAUCCAAGAAGGUACGAAGGAUGAAGUGGGAAUGAGUAUGUCCCAGGCGCGGAAGGCUGAGAGAAUAGCGAGAAAACAACACCCCCAGAAACUGUAAAUAAAAAUCAUAUGUCCAUUGUACAAUAGAACGAGACUUGUUGGUAUCAUAAGUUGAGCUUUUUCUGCUUCUCCUUGAAUGCGUAAAAAGAAAAGGUCAUAUAUCAAAAACGAGA
Aspergillus alliaceus is the source of this 1209-nucleotide messenger RNA. RefSeq names its product putative GTPase MTG1. Lineage: Eukaryota; Fungi; Ascomycota; Eurotiomycetes; Eurotiales; Aspergillaceae. Gene Ontology annotation, molecular function: GTP binding; GTPase activity. Gene Ontology annotation, cellular component: mitochondrion. The transcript has 2 exons. Bases 75 to 1094 code for a protein of 339 amino acids. The record is from RefSeq and is a predicted model, not a curated record.